AUGCGUAUGCAAUCCCCGGGGGAGAUCAUGGAAGACUUUAUUACAGACUUGUGCAAGUUAGCAGAUUCGUGCGAGUACGAGAAUUUCCGUGAACAAUUAAUUCGUGACCGGAUCAUCGUGGGCGUGGCCGACCGACACCUCUCUGAGAGAUUGCAGCUUCUCGAUGGUUUGGAUUAUAAAAGAGCCGUGGAAGUAGCUAGAAGCUAUGAGACAGCACAAAGACAGAACCAAUUGUUACGUUCGGAUGUGACGGGAACCGGAACGGCGGUAAACCGUGUGCAAAACAAGACCAAAGCUCGUAAAGGAAGGAAUUAUUCCACGCCAUGGAAGUGCUACGGCUGCGGAAGUGAGAAGAAGAAUACCAAAGAAGAAUGCCCUGCGCGUAGUUCUAAGUGCAAUAAAGGUGCUAAAGAAAGUCAUUGGGCGAAAGUGUGCAAAUCCGGAACGACAGAUGGCAGGUCUGAGAAGAUUAAAUCCAAGACUACCGUACGUCAAGUGGAAGAUGACUCUCGUGCGGACCCGUUUUUUUGUGGCGACGGUGAGCCAAUCACAGGCUCCGUCGGACGAGCCGUGGCGGGCUAA
Messenger RNA from Temnothorax curvispinosus, 582 nucleotides. RefSeq lists its product as uncharacterized. The transcript has a single exon. The record is from RefSeq and is a predicted model, not a curated record. Lineage: Eukaryota; Metazoa; Arthropoda; Insecta; Hymenoptera; Formicidae. Bases 1 to 582 code for a protein of 193 amino acids.